Molecule: messenger RNA, 1067 nt
Organism: Amphimedon queenslandica
Lineage: Eukaryota; Metazoa; Porifera; Demospongiae; Haplosclerida; Niphatidae
Product: Down syndrome critical region protein 3-like
Exons: 1
Coding region: 34-924 (296 amino acids)
Biological process (GO): intracellular protein transport
Source: RefSeq, a predicted model, not a curated record
UGAGGGUGUGGCUCAGUUUGCAAAGCAUAGAAAAUGGCGUCUCUUGAGAUAAAAUUCAAAAGAGCUAGCAAGAUCUAUAAAGAAGGGGACACUGUGAAAGGCUCCGUCUCCAUCACCAGUAAAGACAGCAUUACUCAUAACGGGCUAUCUCUCAUGAUGGAGGGAGCGGUCAAUCUUCAGUUAAGCGCUAAGAGUGUUGGGAUGUUUGAGGCGUUUUACAACUCAUUGAAACCAAUACAGAUCAUUCAGUACAGCGUGGAGCUAGCUAAACCAGGGAAGAUACCCAGUGGUACCACUGAUAUACCGUUUGAACUGCCUCUGAAACCAAAGUCUGGCAAGAAACUCCACGAGACUUAUCAUGGAGUGUUUGUGAACAUAACCUACACACUGAGGUGUGAUAUGAAGAGAUCUCUACUCGCUAAGGAUCUUCAGAAGACGUCUGAGUUUAUAGUUGAGUAUGGGGACUCUGCUACAAAGGCAAUGGAUAAACCUGUUGAUUUCUGCAUCACUCCGGAAUCACUAGCUAAUGUUAAAGAGCGUAAUAAUGUUCCUGAUUUCAAGGUCACUGGUAAAAUAGACACUGUCAACUGCUGUAUCACUAAACCCUUCACUGGUGAACUCUGUGUGGAGAGGUGCUCCGCCCCCAUUAGAUCCAUUGAGAUACAGCUGGUACGAGUGGAGACCUGUGGCUGUGCCGAGGGGUAUGCCAGGGACCCGACCGAGAUACAGAAUAUUCAAAUAGCUGAUGGGGACGUUUGCCGUGGGGUGAUGAUACCACUGUUCAUGAUCUUUCCUCGCCUGUUCACCUGUCCAACUAUUAGUACGUCCACUUUUAAAGUUGAAUUUGAGGCCAAUAUAGUGAUAGUGUUCCAGGAUGAUCAUCUGGUGACUGAGAACUUCCCCAUUACACUGCAUAGACUUUGAUUAUAAUGUGUGGGCGGUAGUAUGAGCUGUGUAACGUAAUGUGUGUGCUAUUAUUAUUAUUAAUGUUAUAUUAUUAUCCUGUUUUUGAUACGCAAAAGUAUUUGAAGGAUACCAUAUUUACAAGAGUCAAUGGAAACUAAAAA